AUGGAGGUGAAGAGUCUAUACACCGUUAUACCGCACGGCGAAGGGGUGGAGGCUAUGAGAACAGUAUUAUCCCACUCAUCAGUCAAUAAAGGACUCCCCAUAGAGUUUGUAUUGGAAGUCAUGACACUGGCCCUGGAGCAUAACUAUUUUCGCUUUGAAAAGGAAUGGUUCCUGCAAGUAUCAGGUACAUCUAUAGGGGCGGCAAUGGCCCCCAUGUAUGCUAAUGCGUACAUGUAUGUAUAUGAGAAGAAUAACAUCUUGAUACCGUAUGCCCACCUAAUACAAGGUUAUUAUCGCUUUAUUGAUGACUUGUUAAUUAUCUGGAAGGGCACGUCAGCAGAGGCAUACACUAUGGUUGAAGAUUUGAAUAGACUACAAACCCCGAUUAGAUUAAAAGCAAACAUCAGCCCAGAUAAAGUACAAUACCUGGAUGUCAAAUUAUCUAUUGGGAAGAAUAACAUUGAGUAUUGCCUUUAUACAAAGGCCAUGGAUCGAAACACCUUACUCCAUGCACAAAGUGCACACCCUGAGUCUUUAAAGAAAUCUUUACCGAAAGCACAAUACCUUGGAGUAAUAAGGAACAACUUGAAUGACAUUGUAAAAGAAAUGCAGCUACAGGAAAUGACUAACAAGUUUUUGAAUCGUGGAUAUCACAGCCAUACCCUCAGUAAAGCUUUAGAAGAUGCUAAGACAACUCGUGCAAGGAGGGAGGCAUCUUCAAUUCAACGAUUAGUCUUUCCCAUGACUUUCCACAAUUUGACUCCUCAGAUUUCUGCAACAGUCCGGAAAAAUUGGAGAAUACUGGCUACUGAUGAUACACUUCCUAAGGUCUUUCAUGAAACUCCACUGAUUUGCCAUAAGAGAAAUAAGAGCUUGAAGGAUAUGUUG
This is a messenger RNA of Pelobates cultripes (western spadefoot toad), 888 nucleotides long. The record is from the annotation of a GenBank genome assembly. Lineage: Eukaryota; Metazoa; Chordata; Amphibia; Anura; Pelobatidae.